CUGUGCUGGAGUGUGUAAAUAUGAAGGAAGAGGUGGAUUGUGUUCCAUUCAUCUAAGUGAGCCACUCCUAAAGUUAAGACCACGGAAGGAUCUUGUGGAGACACUGUUGCACGAAAUGAUCCACGCCCUGCUUUUUGUUACUGAUAAUGACAAAGAUCGUGAAUCUCAUGGACCAGAGUUCUGCAAACACAUGCGUCGCAUUAACCGCUUGACUGGAGCCAAUGUCACAAUAUAUCAUAGUUUUCAUGAUGAGGUGGAUUUGUACCGCCAGCACUGGUGGCGAUGCAAUGGCCCCUGUCAAAAUAGAAAACCUUACUUUGGAUAUGUGAAACGUUCCAUGAAUAGAGCACCCUCUGCCCGAGACUUUUGGUGGGCCGAGCAUCAACAGACCUGUGGAGGUACAUUCAUAAAAGUGAAGGAGCCAGAGAACUUCUCUAAGAAAUCCAAGGAAAAAACUCAGCCAGUGAAACAUCCAGAUUCUCAGCCAACUAGCAAAGGCAAGACACUAAUGCAUGAUAGGCAAGAUCCGAUGCCUUUUAGUGGAAAUGGAUACCGGCUUGGAGGAGGAGACAGUGGGCUCUCAGAAAAAAGCACAGGUUCCAGCAGCAGUGGUAGAAACAGUGAAACACCUGGUUCACAGCAUCGUUCAGCAGUAAGGACAAUACCAAUCCCAAAAAAUGAGAUAAAAUUUGAAAAAUCACCCCGUAGUGGCAUCUUCUUCCCACUUCAUACUGAUGAUGCCAGUGAGAAAAUCAACUUAGCUUCAAAGCGAGAGUUUCCUACACUCUCUGUUGCUAACACAAAAGCUUACAAAAAUGUUGGCGGAUUGCCUGUUAAAAUUCCUCGUGUUAUGGAAGAAAAAUCAAACGAGGGUUCUGCAAAUGGCAAGAGGACUAUGCCAUCUUAUGACAGGCCAGCGAAACAAAUUCGUCUUGAGCAGACAACGACAACUCAGAGUGCACAUGAGAAAAAAAGUUCUGAGUGUACUAAUAUGCUUCAGCAAUGGCUAAAAAUAGAAAAAUGGAAAACUGCGUUUGAGAACUAUUUCAUUAAAAAAGGGAGUUCUGACAUCGCUGUAAGUACAGAUACCCCGAUGAAAACCAAAGCUGAAUCUGCAGCGUCCUCCGCAAGUUCCAGCACAGAUGUAAGGCAGGAUAAAAAAGUCACUUGUCCUGUUUGCCAGGCUGAGGUUUUGGAAUCUAAAAUAAACGAACACCUUGAUUCUUGUCUUGCAUGA
Molecule: messenger RNA, 1237 nt
Organism: Apaloderma vittatum (bar-tailed trogon)
Lineage: Eukaryota; Metazoa; Chordata; Aves; Trogoniformes; Trogonidae
Gene: SPRTN
Product: SprT-like N-terminal domain
Exons: 4
Biological process (GO): DNA repair
Cellular component (GO): nucleus
Molecular function (GO): single-stranded DNA binding; polyubiquitin modification-dependent protein binding; metalloendopeptidase activity
Source: RefSeq, a predicted model, not a curated record